This is a messenger RNA of Pochonia chlamydosporia 170, 1248 nucleotides long. RefSeq lists its product as hypothetical. NCBI's taxonomy places the organism in Eukaryota, Fungi, Ascomycota, Sordariomycetes, Hypocreales, Clavicipitaceae. Bases 1 to 1248 code for a protein of 415 amino acids. The record is from RefSeq and is a predicted model, not a curated record. The transcript has a single exon.
AUGGCGGACGCAAAUAUGAGCUAUGUGUACACUGCCACGGCCUAUGCGGCGCUUUUUGGCCUCGGUUAUGUAGUCUAUCAAGUUUCCACCCAAAAGGCCAACAGAAGAGCUGCGGCAAAUCCACCUCGCGGCGCAAGAACCCAACAAAACGAGCCACGGAAAGAAGACAGAAAGAAAAAGCAACGCCUAGAGAGCUUCACCUCUGAGGCCCAGGAAGCCUCGAAAGCCAAAGCUCGAGUCCAAGCAGCGGAGCCUACCCCUUGGCCAAGGCCUUCUGUAGAUGACACAUCCGACGACGGCGCCGAUAACCGCGAGUUCGCCAAGCAGCUAGCUAAGGCGAAGGAGGGCAAGAAAUUCAGUAGCAAGACCGAAGGGGGAAAGCAGAAGGAGAAAUCGGUCAAGCAAUCCAAGGCAAACCAGCUGAAUAAUAGAUUCGCUGACGAGAAGCCGUCCGAUACUGGUGCUGAGGCUGAUGAUGACCAGUCGCCCGUCGAGUCUCCAGUCGAGUCUCCAGUCGAGUCCCCCGAGACCCGGCCCACGGAUGCCUCUGGUGUCAGCGAUAUGCUUGAGCCCGCCGCCGCCGGCCCUUCCGUUUUGAGAAUCACCGACAUGGACAAGAAAAUGGAGAAGCCAAAGUCCGCCAAGGCGCCUCAGAAGACGGAAACCAAGAAACAACGGCAAAACAGGAAGAAGGCCGAAGCUGCCAAGGAAGCACGAGAAGAGGCAGAGAAGGAGCGAAAGACCUUGGAGGAGAAGCAGCGGCGAACUGCACGCAUUGCUGAGGGCCGACCCGCCAAAGAUGGCUCUCAAUUUAAGCCUACCAACGGCACCAACUCCUGGGCCAGAGGUGCCCCCAAUGGAACUACUGCCAGACCAUUGGAGACGGAUAACAAGUCACUCCACCAACCCCUUGAUACCCUGGACGAACCUGCGGCUCACGUCAAGAAACAGCCUUCAGCAAAGUCAGAGGAAUCAUGGAUGUCUUCUCUCCCGUCCGAGGAGGAACAGUUGGAAAUGUUGAAGGACGAGGCUGACGAGUGGAGCACCGUUCCCUCCAAGUCUUCAAAGAAGGCCAAGAAGAGCGGCGAUUCUGGGGAUGAGACACCUAAGCAACUUGCCACUCAACCUAAGCAGGCUGCUCCAGUGCCAAAGACGGCAUCCAAGAGCGGCUCUUCUCAGACCUUUGGCGCAUUCUCCGCUCUGAAUGACGAUGCCACCGAAGAAGUGGAGGAAGAAUGGGAUGUCUAG